This is a messenger RNA of Synchiropus splendidus (mandarinfish), 3051 nucleotides long. RefSeq names its product Meis homeobox 2a (gene meis2a). Lineage: Eukaryota; Metazoa; Chordata; Actinopteri; Syngnathiformes; Callionymidae. Gene Ontology annotation, molecular function: RNA polymerase II cis-regulatory region sequence-specific DNA binding; DNA-binding transcription activator activity, RNA polymerase II-specific. The record is from RefSeq and is a predicted model, not a curated record. The transcript has 13 exons. Gene Ontology annotation, biological process: eye development; brain development; embryonic pattern specification. The coding region runs from base 629 to 1828 and encodes 399 amino acids.
GGAUCCGUCAUCUCAUUCGCCCACCGCUCAGCGCUGCGAUCUGCCUCUGUUUCUAUAAGCAAGCAAGCAGCCAACCUGCCAACACUCGCUGACACUCACUCAUCUCUGUCUCGCCAGAUAGACCUACAGGGGGGGAUCGGAUCGGAACGGAACCGAACGCUGAGAUCCGAAUCUUUCUCUUUUUUUUCUCCUACUUUUGCUGCGCCGAGCGGCGACGACAAUAAAAACCAAGAUAGCGAUCUGGAGCCUUGCGGAGCUGCGGACUUUGUUGCGGGAUGAAAACGGACUAAAACAGAUUGAAGAUCAUCAGCGACCGUCAUUCAUUCAUUACCUUGACAACCUCUGGCUAUGAUUGACAGCUGGAGUGGCAAAAAGCCAUGAGAGACGACAGUUUAGUUACAUGCAGGUUGUUGAUGGGCCGAUUGUAACCUUCACUUUUGUUUGGCGCAGUUUUCUUUUUGUUUGUUUUCUGCGACAAGUCCAGAGAAAACAGGGGGAGAACUCUCCGACGCGACGGCGUCUUCCCGGAGAAUUGGCAAAGUUGGAAAAAGCGCGGAGGAAUCUUAAAUCACUAAAGCUGGGAUUUUAAACUCGCGGCAGAUCCAGGAGGUUAUUGGAGCGCAGCCUCAUGGCGCAAAGGUACGAUGAGCUGGCCCACUACGGUGGGAUGGACGGCGUCUCGGCGUCCAUGUACGGGGACCCGCACGCGCCCCGGCCGCUUCCCCAGGUCCACCACCUCAACCACGGACCCCCGCUCCACGCCAGCCAGCACUACGGAGCCCACGCUCCGCACCCGAACGUCAUGCCCACCAGCAUGGGCUCCGCUGUCAACGACGUUUUAAAGAGGGAUAAAGAUCAAAUUUAUGGUCACCCACUAUUCCCACUGCUCGCACUGGUUUUUGAGAAGUGCGAGUUGGCGACGUGCACACCGAGGGAGCCCGGCGUGGCAGGCGGGGACGUCUGCUCCUCCGACUCCUUCAACGAGGACAUCGCGGUCUUUGCCAAACAGGUUCGAGCAGAGAAACCUUUAUUUUCAUCAAACCCAGAGUUGGAUAAUUUGAUGAUUCAAGCCAUACAAGUAUUACGGUUUCACCUCCUGGAAUUAGAAAAGGUCCAUGAGCUGUGCGACAAUUUUUGCCACCGGUACAUCAGCUGUUUAAAAGGAAAAAUGCCAAUAGAUCUAGUUAUUGACGAGCGGGACGGCAGCUCCAAGUCGGAUCACGAGGAACUUUCGGGAUCAUCGACGAACCUCGCAGAUCACAACCCGGCGUCCUGGAGAGAUCACGAUGACGCCGUUUCCACGCACUCAGCGGGCACGCCGGGGCCUUCCAGCGGCGGCCAUGCCUCACAGAGCGGCGACAACAGCAGCGAGCAAGGAGAUGGCCUAGACAACAGCGUUGCAUCGCCUGGAACAGGGGAUGACGACGAUCCCGACAAGGACAAAAAGAGGCAGAAAAAACGUGGCAUUUUCCCCAAAGUGGCCACCAACAUCAUGAGGGCGUGGCUCUUCCAGCAUCUCACGCACCCGUACCCUUCUGAGGAGCAGAAGAAGCAGCUAGCCCAGGACACAGGCCUCACCAUCUUACAAGUAAACAACUGGUUCAUUAACGCCAGGAGAAGAAUAGUACAGCCCAUGAUCGACCAGUCGAAUCGAGCAGGUUUUCUUCUUGAUCCUUCAGUGAGCCAAGGAGCAGCGUACAGUCCCGAGGGCCAGCCCAUGGGCAGCUUUGUGCUGGACGGCCAGCAGCACAUGGGGAUCCGACCGGCCGGGCCUAUGAGUGGAAUGGGGAUGAAUAUGGGCAUGGAUGGGCAGUGGCACUACAUGUAACCUCCACUUUAACGCAGAGGGGGAAGUCUGCCGGGCGACUACGUACCUCAGAGCGGUCCUAUGGGCAUGAGCAUGGCUCCCACCUCCUACCCCCACCACCAGAUGACCUCUCACCCUUCCCAGCUGAGACAUGGACCCCCACUCCACGCCUACCUCCCUGACCACGCCCACCACUCUCACCACGCCAUGCUGAUGCACGGCGGACCCUCGUCGCACCCGGGAAUGCCCGUGUCGGCUCAGAGACCCCCCUUACUGUCGCCCCUGGACCCCGCCGCCGCAGGACCGGGCCUGGACAUCCACGCCUGAAGGGAACGUCAGCUACCGCGGCCACCGCAGCUAACAACGACUAUUUUUAAGAAGAAACUCUUUUGACCAGAAUUUGACACGAAAAUAUUCCAAACUUUUGUUUUCUAAACUUUCUUACUUCGAUCCAAACGGAGGACCAAGAGGAAGCUUUGUAGUCUUUUGGUGACGGAUGUUUUUGUCGACAAAGGGACAGAUGCACUCACACUUUUUCUCCGCAGACAUCCGAACAAUCACGUGUGAAGACUCCAAGAGUUGAACGACUACUGUAGUAUAACCUAAGUUAAGAAGCGGUGCUGGUGUCGGUCGCGUGUUCGGACCGCAGCACGAAAAACAUUUUUAAAGAAGAAGACAGAUUCUCAAACAGCAGAGGGCGCCCACGAGCAAGGCAGGACGGACCGGUCACGCCUCUUCUCUUCUUUUGUGGCUCAUGAAUGAUCUUUGUUUGCCCAAGCACUGGAUUGUUGCUUUUCUACCUUUUUAUUUGUGGUUUUCUACGCGGGACUCUGCGGAGCCGGCCGACGGAGAAAAAAAAAAUCGGAAUCCUUACGUGUUUCUUGCCGAUGACUCCGCGGCUUGGAAAAAAAAACCCUGGAGACGGAAAAAAAGUUGAAAAAAAAGACACUUAAAUUAUGAACUGGAGAGAGUAUUGUAAGAAAGUCGUACAGAGUCGAGUCUAUUACUUGUUUCAUGUUAGAUAUUCUGUGUUACCUCAAUGAAGACGAAUGUUUUGCUAGUUUCAGAUCUGCUGUGGAUUGAUAUUGUAUGUCCAUGAUUCCUUCCUUUCUCAGCACGUGUUCCUCACUAGACGCCGUCUCCCUCGAGCUUUUGUCGAAACAUUCAAAUACUUGUAUGAGGACGUGACGUGAUGUUUCAAAGGUGUUCAGUCACAAAUGCUGUAAUAAAUAUUUCAUUUUUGA